UCAGUUCUCGUCGAGACGGUAAGCGGUGAGGAUGUGGUUGUGUCGGUGCUUGGUUAGUUACACACACGCGUCGAUUUCGCAUCGGAAUAUACCCUGUUCGUUGUGGUAAUAAAUAAAACAGAAAAAAGUACGAUAAUUUCAAUGGAAAUGAACGAGCAACGACGUCAAACGAUUAGCGUUUGAGGAACGAUCGGUGCGGAAUAUUAUUUCCGGUAAAAACUCUGUGCGUUCGCUGUUUCGUCCGGCCCUUAAAGUGUUGUGGUUGGUUUUUAACUACAGGAUAAAUAAUCGCAGACAAAAUGGGAUAUAUUGGACCGUUUGUGGCUAAUAAGAGAUUCAUAUUCCUCAAGACUGUGAUUAGAAAGAAUAAAUUGCUCCUACAACGUCAAUGACAAAGUCGUGACAUAUCUGCCCGCUACUUUGUGCUUGUUGGAAGUUUUUUAUCUUAAGAAUAAUAGACUCAUCGUGUGUUUUACGCAACGUGCAUGCCUGCACGUUAGUUCGUUUGUUAACCAUAUUUUGUGAUAAUCCUGACAAGGAUAAUAUCCGCCUUCGUAAACGUCUAUAUACUUUGUCUGACAAACAAAAUUGGACAGACGUCAAUCUGACCCCCGGACAAUUGUUUGAAUAUAACUUCAACUUCGACCUCUGUUCCGUAAUUUUAUAAAAUAUCCAUUAGUGCGUAUAACAAGCUUUAAACUUUCUUAACACGGAAUUUAACUGAUAAAUUGAUUUUAACACCGGCAAGUGAUCUUAACAAUUGCAUUGAUUGGUCGUGAACUGAAUUGAACUAUAUGAACAUUUUUUCCUCGGUUCUCAAUCUUUACUAAUAAUAUUAACCGAAAGUGGUUGGAUGAUUAAAGUUGGAUAUAAAUGCGUAAUACUUAAUCGUGACAAAACAGGCUUUGAAACAAAAAAAGAAAAUAGAACCUUAAUAUCCUUUUAUAAAUAAAGUAAUAUUUUAAUACAUUGUUAUCAUCCGAGUUGUUUGAAGCGUAUGUAUAAUAAAAUAAAGUAUAAAUAAUAAAGUCUGAUACUUAGUGCCAAAGACUGCAGUGAAGCCAAAAAGUAUACACUAUAAUAUUAUGUAACCAAACAACGUAUGUGUAUAUAUAUACGUAUAUAUAUAUUUCUUGUUAUUAAUGAUAAUUGACUAUUGACACGAGGAGAUACUUGGAACAGUAUUAAAGACAAAACUAUAUACUCGUCCACGCGUGAUCGGGGAACAACGAAACAACCUCACACUGUGAAAAAAAUACAAACAUAUAAACAUAGUUUUGUUUCUUUUUUUUUUUUUUAUUUAUUUUUUUGAAUUUCAAACUGCUACGCGCUUUAACCAAAGAAGGAAGAUGUCGUUUCUCAAUGGAUACUCAACGUACAAUUCCCAGUCGCAGAGUGCUACCUCUCCACCGAGAACCAGUAUCUGGGGUAGUUCUCACAGCCCAUUUCGAAGCACGAAUUUGACCCUUCAGGAUAUCACGAUAGAUCACACGCUUCCUUGUAUAAAUGGCACACAUGGAAGGUCUCCAGGUAAGGCGGCGACCACAGGGCCUGGACUCGGCGCAAUCAGAGGCGUACCGGGCACCGUCCAAGGGACCGGAGGCAGAACAAUGAAGGAAUACGAGGAUCAGCUUGGCAUGCUGAAGAAGGAGAACUUCAACCUUAAGCUGCGGAUAUAUUUUCUUGAGGAAAGGAUGGGCAUCACAUCUGCGGAUGAAGAUGCGAUCAAGAAAAAUAUCGAACUUAAGGUCGAGGUCGAGUCACUGAGAAAAGAACUGAUUGAGAAGCAGGAUCUUCUCAGCCAGGCAGCCAAGGCUUUUGAACUUAUCGAAAAACAGAAAGAAACGUCAUCGCGUAACCAGACUCAGUAUCAACGGUCGCUUGAUUUAGAAAAGGAGAGAAUUGCCGAACUUGAAAAAGAACUUGAAGAGUACAAAGAAAAACUUGCCGAUACCUCGGCGUACUAUAAAGAAGAAUAUGGCAUCACGCCAGAAGAAUCGAUAGAGAAUAAAGAAAAAUUACACCAGAUGGAAGAGCUUGUCGUGGCCUUGGAAGUGGAGGUGAAGCAAAUAACUAGUAGCCUUGAAGAAGAACGUAAUUGGGGUUUGGAAUUGGAGAGUGAGAGAGAUCAGUUGAAGGAGCGUCUUGAAGCUGAGGUUCAACUUAGGGAAGGUUCUAUCGAACAGAGAAAUCAGGAGAUCGAUCAACUGAGGGAAAGAGUCAAACAGUUGGAAGAGCAGAUAUUUAAGUGGGAAAGCCUGUCACAGCAACAGAAGAGUGAGUUGUUAGAAAAGGACAGAAUCAUUAAAGAAAAAAGUCUCCAGCUUGAGGAAAGACUUCGUUCGUGUGAUGAGCUGACCAAUGACUGCGAGAAGAGAAAGAAACAAGUUGAUUCGUUGAGGGCUUCAGUCAAGACGAGAGACGAUGCUCUGAUAGAACUUACAAACAAGCACAAAUCUCUUCUGUCGCAGUUUGAAUGCAAUUCCACAAAACUUAAAACUUGUUCGCCGCCAAGGAGCCCGACGACACCAAACUCUGUUGAUGAUUUUCAUCUGCAAACGACGAUGGGCCAAAGAUUGAGCUGCGUACGGAGUCUAGAUAAGAAAAACACUUCUGUCGACUGGGAGCCAAACAAAGAAAAGUCUUCCAGGCACAGUUCACAGGAUUUCGAGGAACGUGAUAGUGAGAUGAAGCGACACCAAGAAGCCAACAAGCAGUUAACUUUGAAACUUUGUAAUACUCAGAAGACUGUUGAGGCUGCUGAUCAAAAAUACAAGAAGCUAACUAUGGAUCACGAAAAGGCACUUAAAACGAUUCAAGGUUUUUUCGAAAGGCAACAGCAAUUGGAGGACAAAUUAGUGAAAAAAGAUCGCAAACUUAUGGAAUUAGAAGUUGAACUGAGCAGACUGAGGAGUCAGGAUUGCACAAAGUCUAAUCGCAGAGUCCCAUCAGCUAGACGUGAUCUAACCAGUGAGAUGUCUGACGACCCGGAACGGGACCCAUGCAAUCAGCAACGCUUUGAGGAAAUGGAGAGCAAGAUUAACGACCUGAGAGUACAAAUCGAUACUAUUAAGGCUGAGAAGAGUAAACUGGAAAUGCAGAUUCAAGCUGAAUCCCAGGAGGUACAAGAACAACUGAAAGAUCGAGAACAGAAAAUAGUGUCUUUAGAAUCUGAGAAAAACACAAUACGCGUUGAGUUAACAGAGAAAGUUGUCGAACUGGAUAAAUUAAAGGAAGCCUAUAAUCAGGCAAGUCUUAAAAUCGAAGAAAGCUGCCGAACAAACGAGUUAGGCGACGAGUAUAGCCUGCGAGAAGAGCUGCUGUUGAAAAAUGCAUUGAUUGAGGAGAAGGAUAAAAAAAUUGAACAAUUGAGCAAAGAGUUACAAAUUCGAACGCAGAAUCUACAAAAACUUGUCAACACAGAAUUAUGGAGCAAGAAUAAAGAGAUUGCCAAAUUACAUAAUCACAUGACUGCAACCCAUAGUCAUGAAAGGAGCAGAAACAGGUCUGAAUCAGCCUUGGAUAAUUCUGGAUUGCAAGUAACAACUUUGAUCAAAGAACUGUCAGACCUUGGUAUACAAGUCAAAAUUGUAAAUGACGCUGUACAAUUGAAUUACGUCAAUGGAAAUGAGUCAAUAGACUUAAAAGUGACAAAAAAUUACUUAGAAACCCUUUUAGAACAACGAAACGAGUUGGAAAAGGAAAUAGAUUACCUCAAAUGGUUGAAGCUUAUUACUAAACCUGAUAUAACUAAUGAAAUUGAAAGCUCUGGGUCAGAAACCGAGAGAGCUCGGAAGUAUUGUGAAUUAUUGCGAACGCAUCUUAAGGAGUUGGUCAGAUUUAUGAAAGAAAUGUUGAGAAAAGCUAAUCAUUCAGAUAUAAUUAGUAUGGAACAUAAAAAAAUAGUGCUGGACGUAUUUUUGGAUUCUAAAAUUUUACCCGAUGAUUUUAUACACUCUUUUGAAGAAAUACCCGGUGGUGAUGCAGUUGGAGAUCACUCUUCUCGACGUCAUUUUGCCGAAGAACAUUUAGUUGAUAGUGUUGGGAAGAAGAGUAACACCGAAAAUUUACUGGGAGUGCGAAAGAAUCAAAAUUCGAUUCACUCAGAUUCAGAGGCAUUUUCAGAGCCAGACAGAACAGUUUCGCUCGCUAGAAUUGGACUACAAGAGCUGAAUCAUAAAACUAGCAACAAACAUAGAUUCUCUAAGUAUACAAAGACGUUUAGUGACUCUGAGGACUCUAUGGAUUAUGUUCCUUACCAUAAGACUUACCAGAGCGACUUGAAUGACACAGAUGAGACAAGUAAUAUACAGGAACUAAAAGAAACCAACAAUCAGUUAUACUCGGAACUGAAUGCUCUCAGGAAUGAGCUUGCAAGGAAAACUUUAUUCGAUGAUAGAUUCGACGAAAAAUUGGCACCUUUAAUCGCAAAGCUGGAACAUUCACAGAGAUUUUGUGAAAAAUUGCAGGCGUCGCUAGAAAAAAGAAUGAAUGAAUGCUACACACUGAAAAAAGAAAGCAAACAAAACAGCAUACGAAAAGCACAAUUGGAGAAAAAGAUAUCGGAGGUUGAAGAUAUGGCUAUUGAAUUGACUAAACAAAAGGCGGAUCUUUUACAUUCUAAAGAAAGCGCUGAGAGACAAACCUGUGAAAUGCUAACAGCGCUCAAUAGAGAAAAUGACACGCUGCGAACAAAGAUUAAAAAAAUGGAAGAUGAAAUGGAGGUAACUAAAACGAAUUUGGCAACAAUAACGAAAGAAAUCGAUCAAUUGACACUUUCUCACUCCCAAGUUCUUGUUGAAAAUACAAAACUGAUCAAUGAAAAGCUGAGGCUGGAACAAGAUGCGCGAAAAAACGACAGUCGAUAUGAUAAUGCACUACGGUCUCUGCACGAGAAAUAUACCAAAGAGAUAGCAGACCUGAAUCAAGUCAACGAUUUGCAGCGAUCACGUAUGCAGGAAUUGGAAAUGGUAAACAAAGAGUUACGAAGACAUGUCGUAACUUGCGAGGCCAGUGAUUCCGCGCCAAGUUCGAGUGGUAUUUCAUCCAUUCCAACUGACACAACGAUUAAACAAAGUUGUGACGAUAUAAUCCAAGAAUAUCAUUCCUACAACGGCUCUCAGUAUUGGUUGCCAAUAAAUUAUCCGAAUCUUACGGGUCGUAGUAAGUCUAGCUGUUCCCCUGACUUAGGAAUCGAGAGCGAUGCGGCACUAACGACUACAACACGACCUUUGAAAGAUACUUUGAAAAUAACCGAAUCUAUGACAAAUCUUCUCAGCGAGGAUGAGAACUGUAAUACAAGCCGAGAACUCAGAGAUUUAGACAGUGAAAGCCCGCUGCCUACAGAAGGUGGGCAUACAUAUAGUAGUCUGAACGAAAUGGAAGUGUUGAAGCAGGAAAACGAGGCACUGAAGCGACGACUGAUGAAAACUAGAAGAGCUUUGGAAGAUACAUUUCAGCAUCUUUCUGCAUCGAAUAAAAAUAAAAAAAAUGUUGAAAAGGCUAUAACUAAGCAGCUCAUGAUAACAAAAACAAUAUUAAAAAAAACUAGGACUUACGAAGAGUCGUUUGAAAAUUGAAAAUUGAAAGUUGAAUAUCAAGUAAUGAAAAAUCUAACGAAGCGUGAUGUUACUCGUAUAUUGUUGUUUGUUUGUUACUAUACAUACGUUGCAUUGUUGCCUGCUAGAGCAUGCAAUGAUCUCUCUUUUUUUUUCAUAUCUAAACUGAAGCGACUGAGAUGAAUGAUGAUUAUUACUACGUAUUGUAUUGUAUGUAAUGAAACAUAUUUUCUUAUCGUGCCACUAUUAGGCAAUGUUUUUCCUUUUCUUUUUUGUAAAGAAGACAUUUUUCUUUAAUAUAUGUAUGUGAUGUGCGGUGUAUGCAUUGAGAUUUGUAAAUAGGUAUUUUUUUCUAAUUAGUUAAAUUAGUAAGGAUUCAUAAUAAAAGAUUUUGAAAACAUUGCGUGAUUGCUUAUAACUGCAUCUCGGAGUUAAAAAAUGUGAAUAAAUAUAUAACUGUAUAUAUUACUACAUCUAUACAUCUCAUUAUAGCAUCUGUAAAUAGCCCAUGUAAUAAAAUAUCUGACAUUUGCAUUUUA
This is a messenger RNA of Neodiprion virginianus, 6097 nucleotides long. It is a transcript of the gene cnn, whose product is annotated as centrosomin. NCBI's taxonomy places the organism in Eukaryota, Metazoa, Arthropoda, Insecta, Hymenoptera, Diprionidae. Gene Ontology annotation, cellular component: microtubule plus-end; perinuclear region of cytoplasm; mitotic spindle pole. The record is from RefSeq and is a predicted model, not a curated record. The transcript has 16 exons. Bases 1350 to 5579 code for a protein of 1409 amino acids. Gene Ontology annotation, biological process: chromosome segregation; positive regulation of DNA-templated transcription; negative regulation of centriole replication. Gene Ontology annotation, molecular function: calmodulin binding; gamma-tubulin binding; transcription cis-regulatory region binding.